AAUAAAAAGUCCAUCCCAUGUGUUAGUGAAUUUUUAAAUAUUUUAGGCAGGAAAUGAGUUUUCAAAUUUUGAUAUUUUUCUAGGUUGGGACACCCUAGAAGAUUUGGUCCCCCCCAAUGUUGACUCCAUGGCUACGGCCUUGUCCUGUUUGCUAAGGUGGCUGAUGUUGGAAACAUUUUGUUUGUUAUUUGUUUUCUGAGAAUCUACAUCCGUCAUUUUUCACCCUGAUCUGGCAACACUCAUGAAUGUUGAUCUCACUGCAUACAAAUCUGAGGGAUGAUUAUUGUAUUAAUAUUAGCAAUUUCCAGUGAUUUAACCAUAGCAUCCCCGAUAGAAUUGGUCAUUAACAAAUAAGAUAAAAAAAACAAUAACCACAAGCCACGUCAAGCAGUUGAAAGCACAUUGUAAAGUCAGUAAAUACUGUGCUGAGCUUCAGUACAUCGUUCCCGUGCGCUGUGUGAGGAAGACAAAACAACACCUCGUGGCACAGCUACGACGGGAGAUUGCUACACCAGAUGGCUUCCUCGGUGAGGCGUUCCAUGAGACCGAUACCGAGCACCACCCAGGGCACACGCGGUCCCGUCUUCGCAGUCUUUUAUUUCCCUUGCACUGUUGUUUCCUUCGCCUCCACUUCUAGCGGGUACCUCUGAGAAUUUCAGAAAGGAUCUCAAAUGUCAGGCGCACGGCGAAGAUGGCCCCUAUAAAUAAACGCACCACUGGCGGCGAAACUGAGAUGACCCGACGGCGUCACUUCCACUCCCAACCACGCGCUGGAAAAAUAAACACUCGGUGUAAACACAUGCCCGAACCAGUGUGGACGCGCAUAACACAGACACGUGACGUGCCGCGAUUGUGCGGUUCAGAUUGCCCAGAAGGCAAGGGGUCCCGUGGUCCGUAUAUAACGACGCCGCAUCAGACGGCGCCAGCAAACUAAGUAGCUGAGCACACAGCCACACACAGGACCAGAGAGCCCAGCGGAGGGCCAAUCGUCUUUAAAGAAGCCCUUUUUCGCCUGCGUAUCCCCCCGAGGUGCAAGCGUCGGAAUCUUGACAAGUUUGCGGGGGAGCGAGGAGCCCGGGGUUUUUUUUCAAGAUCAGGAUGCGUGCCCUGCAAUGAACUCCCAAGAGUUCACCAGCACCAGAGGAACUCUUCCCCGAGCGCCACAUGACACAAGCAAGAACAGAACACGCAUAGAAAUAACACCAUAAAGCCAUUGAGUACAAUUUUAUUGUAGAAUAAAUACUCUUCACUUGGAACCCUUGGAGUGAGGAGUGUAACAUUACCUCGUGUCAGAGAACGUUCCAGAAACAUGACUUCACAGAACUACUUCUGAGGUCCCUUCGAUAGACGUGUCGCCCAGACUACUUGGGACACUUUGGUGCACGGUAGUUUCCAGCAGUGAGUCAAGCCACCGUGAACGAGACAAUGGAGGCACAGCCACCGCCUGCGUCUCCCACUCCCCCCGCGUCUAUCAUCACGGACAUCUGUAGUGUCUCCACGGACGACUCGUGCCACGGGUGCCCGGAGACCUUCGUCUUCCGCUCGUCUUCCCCGGCCUUGGAGCUGCUGCCUCAGAUGAACGAGUUCCGUCUGCAGGGCGUCCUCACCGACAUCUCCUUGCGCUGCGGCGCUGCCGAAUUCCGCUGCCACCGUGUCGUGCUGGCCGCCUGCUGCCCCUACUUCCGGGCGAUGUUUGCCCACGGAUUCCGCGAGGGGCUUGAGGACUCGGUGCGGCUGGGCUCCGUGUCGGCCCGCACCCUCGCCUCGCUCCUCGACUUCGCCUACACGGGUGAGGUGUCCAUCUCGGAGGAGAAUGUUGGCGAGCUGCUGCAGGCCGCGUCCAUGCUGCACUUCAGGGAGGUGGAGGGGGCCUGCUGCUCGUUCCUCGAGCGCCGGCUCAGUCCCCAGAACUGCCUGAGCCUCAUGGCGCUCGCCGACACUUUCGGCUGCCCGGGGCUGUGCGCCAGGGCGCGGGCGAUGGCGCUGAGCCGCUUCAGGGAGGUGGCGGAGAGCGGCGCGGCACUGGCGCUCACGGGGGAGGAGCUCGCGCGCUACCUGGAGGACGACCAGCUGUGUGCGGACGAGGAGACCGUCUUCCAGACCAUCGUGGCGUGGGUCCGGCAUGACCCGGGCAGUCGGCUGCAGCACCUCGAGCGACUCUUCAUGAAGGUCCGGCUCGAGUACGUGGACCCACAGUUCUUGGCCGUGUUCGUGGCCCGCGAUCAGCUGGUGCGUGCAUCUCCCCCGUGUCGCGCCCGCGCCGACAACGCCGUCGCCAAAUUGACAUCCCCGCAAUACCACCAGCGCCACAACAACCGUCACAACUCCGAGGAUGGUUCUUCCUCCUCCUCCUCUUCGCCGCCCGGCUGCUCCUCACCGCCUCCACGCCACUGCUUCCUGCGUGAGCACCUGGUGGUGCUGGGUGGCCGCGCGGACGGCGCCCGCACCACGCGCUCCGUGCUGCUGCUGGAGACCGCCAUGCUCGAGGAGCGGCCACUCACCUCCUGGCUUAGCCUCCCCAAGCUGCCCGGGCGCUACCGCCAGCCGUCGGCCGCCACGUUGCACGGUGCCGUCUACGUUACGGGCGGGAUCCGCGUGGGGCCGGGGGCCUCGCUGGGGGCGCCGUGCACCGACGUGCACCGCUACUCGCCACGCGCCGCCGCCUGGAAGCCCGCGCCACCGCUGCUCGCGCCGCGGUACGGGCACCAGAGCGUGGCGGUGGGAAGCCGCCUGUACGUGCUCGGCGGCGUUGGCGGUGGGGGCGGCGCCAGCGGGGAGGCGGCACUGCUGUCGGUGGAGCGGUACGAGUCGACCGAGGGCGAGUGGCGCUGGGCAGCGCCCAUGCCCGUGGCCGUGGGGCAGCCGGCUGUGGCUGCGGUGCAAGGACGCGUCUACGUAAUCGGCGGAGAGGAGCUGCAGUCCAAGACGCCCGCGCGCAUCAUCCAGAUCUAUAACACAGAGUGCGACGCGUGGUUCAGACUGGAGACGCGGAUGGUGAAGAACAUCAGUGCCCCUGCUGUGGUCGUGGAUGAUAAGAUCAUCGUGAUUGGCGGCUACACGCGGCGCGUGCUCUCCUACGACCCGGCGUCGAACCGCUUCUCGCGGCUGGCCGACCUGCGGGAACGCCGCGCGCAUCACGCGGCGUGCGUCCUGGAUGGCCGCGUCCUCGUGUCAGGCGGCAGGGCCAUCACGCCCACGCCCAGCGUCGUGGACUCCGACUCGCUGGAGCUGUACGACCCAGCCGUGGACGCGUGGGCGCCCGCGGGAAGACUGCCGUACCGCCUCUUCCACCACUCGUGCGUCACCCUGCGCAGCCCCCUGCUCCUAUUCGACGGCGCCACUUGAGAAUGUGAUCGCAGUGUCAGCCGUGGUGUAAAGUUACAACAAUUCAAGCGCCUGGGAAGCUCAAGCAGGACGCACGGAGGGCUGGGAACGCCUCCCGCCAUUAGCCCCACCCACUCUUUAAUGGCCACGCCCACUCAACUGCGAGCCUGGCCCACACAGUGAGCAAGCCUCCUGCCCACUUUCUAACAUUGGCCCUGCUCCCUGCUCACAGGCCUCGCCUACUCCUUUGCCAGCCUUGCGCACAAAUCGGGCAGCCCCGCCCUUUGCUCAUGUCAUGAGUCGAGCGUGAGGCCAGGACAUUUGAGAUAUCCCGAUUUACGUAUGUGCUUCGAGACACGAGGACAUCCUUUCUAAAAUAAGGGAAUUCAUGGCAAAACCAGGAUGUUCAGCUAUUUUAAUGCAGUAGCACAGGUCUGUGACAUGACACUGCAUUGUGCAGAUGCCAUCGCUCGCUGUGAGACUCAAACUGAAACAAUGCAUAAUGGGCAGCAUAUUGCAGGACAGCAAGUGGGUUCCGGACCUGCCUGUAUGCCAUUUGAGAGUGUUUCUGUCGAAGAGGAAUUUGCCAAACAUCUGAAUGUAGGACCUGCCUGGCAGCAAUGUCUUGAGACAAAGUGAAGCUUUUCUAGAUAAUAAACAUUUGUCUCCAUUAUUAAUAUAGGAGUUAUAUUGUACACGUGGCGUUAUUGUUAUAUCCAAAAAUAAUUCAUCCAUGAUUGGAAUCGUCACUUUAAGUUAUGGCAAUCAAAUUGUAGUGUUUGUGGUGGUGGAGAAUCUUGACAUCACUGAUUCAUGUUAAACAAAUGUGUACACAAUAAUAUUGCUUACAAGUGGAGUAUGAUGAUAAAGUGCAGUGUUGUACAGUACAAACGUGACAGUGCGGUACUAUCACAUUCAAUGUUACAAGCGGAGUCAACAGUAUUUCGAUUUUCAGAUCAACAAACUUAUACUUUUGUCCAUUACGCAAGCACUCAGGUAUUGCUGAUAAAUAACGUAUGAACGACGCGUCCAUAUACAGUAUUGUGUAAUAAUGGAAUAGUUUGCACAUAGGUUAGAAUAGUUAA
This is a messenger RNA of Petromyzon marinus (sea lamprey), 4409 nucleotides long. It is a transcript of the gene KLHL38, whose product is annotated as kelch like family member 38. The record is from RefSeq and is a predicted model, not a curated record. Gene Ontology annotation, molecular function: protein binding. Lineage: Eukaryota; Metazoa; Chordata; Hyperoartia; Petromyzontiformes; Petromyzontidae.